Molecule: messenger RNA, 4686 nt
Organism: Radiomyces spectabilis
Lineage: Eukaryota; Fungi; Mucoromycota; Mucoromycetes; Mucorales; Radiomycetaceae
Exons: 18
Coding region: 1-4686 (1561 amino acids)
Biological process (GO): mitotic actomyosin contractile ring assembly; barbed-end actin filament capping; actin filament bundle assembly
Cellular component (GO): cell division site; mating projection tip
Molecular function (GO): small GTPase binding; actin binding
Source: RefSeq, a predicted model, not a curated record
AUGGAAAUUUUUGGGAUCUCCAAGGGCAAGUCAAAACAACGGCGUAAAGAGUCGUUUCCAAGCGACCCUACAUUAUCGGUGCCAGGCACCGUCCGACAUUUACCAAAGGAAGUGCCUUCCAAAGCCUGGACACCUUCAUCAUCUACCGCAUCAAGCAAUUACACCACCGCGCCAGUGGAUAGUUAUUCCUUGGAUGAAUAUUAUCAAGGACAUAUUUCUCCCAGUGCCAGUUCGCGAUCGUCCCACAUCACCACUGGUAAUGAUGCCGAUGGUCAUGGUCAAUAUGAUGGUCUCACUGAGAAAGAAGUCGAGGAUCUCUUUGAGAAGAUGCUGACGCGACGUGGCAUUCACGAUGCCAAUGCACGAACAGUGAUGCUGUCGUUUCCUACCGAAAAGAAGUGGCUGAUGGUGUCGCAAGACAGACAGACGGAAGUGACGAUUCCAACCACCACGCUGAACAAUAAGAAAACAAGCAACGACCUAAAGGAACCGGAGAAAAGCACGCCCGAGUUUUACAUUAAACAAUUUCUGGAACCGGACAUGCGCGGAGUCACGCCACGUCUAGUCGCGCAUUUGGCUGUCAGUUUACGUACCAUGCCGCUCAGUUGGGUACGCCAGUUCAUCGAAUCGCGUGGUUUACAAGUAAUUAGUAAUGUCAUCAAUAUUUUAAACAAACGCGAAUCAAAGACAGAAGCCGAUCUUCAGAUGGAAGCCGAGAUUCUAAAAUGCUUCAAAUCAUUGAUCAAUAACAGGUGGGGUGCACGAGAAGUGAUCUCCAAUCCGCAAUGUAUCUAUCACAUUGUGUUAUCGCUUGUAUCGCCGCCAAUUCAAACGCGAAAAUUGGUAUGCGAGGUGUUGGCUUUUGUAUGCCAUCUUGAUCUGCCCAAAGGUCAAAAUAUUGUCCUUCAAGGCAUGGAUAAACUGAGAAAUUACAGACGUGAACUUGGAAGGUUUGAUGGUUGGUUGAAAAUACUCGAUGCCACAUUGGAAGGACGAGGUCGCAUGGGAAGUCUAGUCGGCGCAAGCGAGGAUAUCAAGCGACUGGGCCCGCAAGGCGCACCCGAUAAUCACUUGGCGGAUUACGCCUUGUCCAAUAUGAUGCUGGUCAAUUCAAUUAUCAGCGUGGUCGAGGAUGUGGAAAUCCGUGUGCACCUUCGAAAUCAGAUGAACGCGUGCGGCUUGCAACGUAUCUUUGAUAAAAUGCUAGAGUUCAAUAACGAGCAUCUGAAGCGCCAUAUCAAUAUCUACAAGCAGAUGAGCGACAAUGAUUACGAAGAUAUCAUGGAAAUCUACAACGAGCGGCUUCUCAAUGAUAUGAAUGAUCCUCGCGAUGUGUUUGAAACGAUCCUUAGUCGAGUGGAAGGCACACGUAGUUACGAUUUCUUCCUCAGCGCUUUACAACAUCUGUUGCUUAUCCAGGAUCAAGAUGAUACACAAAUACGUUAUUAUCAAUUGCUGGAUAAUCUGAUUACGCAAAUCGUGUUGGAUCGAAAAGGACUUGCAGCGGAUGACUUUUCGGGAGGAUAUGGAUGGUCAGUCUCAACUUUGAUCGAUAAAUUCGCCGAGCAAGAUCAGUUAGCAGCCGCCAUUGCCGAAGCCAACGAAGCCAAAAAGCUGUACGAGGAAGCGAUCAAGGAAAAACAGGAACUGGAGCUCGAGGUGAAUAUGAAAGGAGAUGGCUUGAUCGGACAGCUAAAGGAUAAAACAAAUUCAUUGGAAGAUUUGCUUCGAAUGUCACGUCACACGAUCGCCACUUUGCAAAGAAAGUUGAAAGAUGCUCAACAAGAGUACCAUAUCAAUUUGACGGCAAUGGAUCAGGAAUUAAAGACGUUGCAUAAGAAAGCCGUCGAAGCAAACAACGUCGAUCAACCGCUACCCAUCGAGAGCGAGGAUUCUCAGGAUAAUCAAUUUGUUCUCAAGAGGGAUGAAGUGAGCCGAGCUUAUGACCGUUUGCGUGCCCAAGCUAUUCUCGAAGGCAAACCAUCCGAUGGCGAUGAUCUUACGAACCUGCCGAAAGCCGAAGGAUUAUCGGAAGCCUUCAAAUCGACGCUUGUUAAUCAAUUUAGUUCCUCAGCCCCGUCAGGAUUUGUUAUUCCUGGUACUAUGCCAUUGAUUGGUACAACCCGCCGAGGUGGAGUUCACAGCUUGAAUAGAGACGUGUUGGAUGUGGAUCAUUCAUCAAAGCCGGAAGGACAAGAUGCCGUACGAAUGCAUACGGUGGUGAAGGGACAUGUGGACGAGUUGCUCAAGGACAAUACACCUGUUGAAGGAGAGCACGCUGAUAAACCAAUCGGUGCCUUGGCUGCGGAAUUGCAACAAAGACUGCAACGACAAGGCCGUCCUUUGGCCAAUAAUGCACCAACAGAUUCAGUCAACGAUCAAAACCUGCCAACGCCCCAAUUGGAUCAACGAAACUCAUCAGUCAGCGGCGAAUUAUCUGAAGCAGAAAACCGUCAUUUACCACUGCGCAAAUCAAGUGCAGUUGAACACUUACCCAAUGACGUAUCAGCUACUCAACAACGCACAUCAUCCUCAGCAGUUGAAAGCAUGGACCAUGUCAAGGAUAAACACGCAUUGUCUUUGGAUGGGUCUAAUGUCGCUAAUAUGAAGGCUGUAGAUGCCAUAUCUUCGUCCAACAUUGCAAGUGCAACUGCAUUGCCGGUGGCUUCUAAGGACAGCGUUGCGCCAGCUCUAUCGUCCUCGUUGGACGCAUCUACUACUGUACCUUCCACUGGUGCUCCCUCAGCGGCUGCGCCUUCAAUUUCUUCGGCUCCUUCGGCUUCUGCCCCACCGCCGCCACCACCACCACCACCGCCGCCGCCUCCAAUCGAAACCACAUUUAUACCUUCGGCAGCCACAUCAAUGGCUGACAAAGCGACUUCUAUACCACCCGCGCCACCCGCGCCUCCCGCACCGCCCGCUCCUCCACCACCAGGAACCACCGCACCAAUUGCACCGCCACCGCCACCGCCACCGCCACCGCCACCGCCUCCACCACCACCUCCUGGUCCCAAUGCUUCGGCAGGCCCUGCACCUCCACCACCUCCGCCACCACCACCAGGUCCCAAUGCUCCAGCAGGUCCUGCACCACCGCCCGUUCCUAUGGCUGCUAUGCGCAAGGUGAUUCGUCAUCAACCGAACGUCAAAACACGAGCUUUGCAAUGGACCAAACUGCACGCCAACUUUGUCAACAAAACGGUAUGGGGUGUGGACGAUAUUGACGAGGACGCAUUGGAAGAUGAAUUGGACCAUAUUGGCGUGUUCAACACGAUUCAAGAGUUAUUUGCACAACGAGUUGUGGAGCGCAAACAACGGCAACGAAAGGAACGCAAACAAGAAAUCUGUAUUUUGGAUCCUAAAAAGGCUUACAAUAUUAACAUUGCAUUGCUGGCCAAACUUAAACAUAUACCAUUCUCCAAGGUUGCCGAACGCUUCUUGGCCGUUGAUGACAAACUUUGUACCGAGAAUCUCCUGCUGAAUUUACAAGCCAAUGUACCUACAGCGGAGGAAAUGGGCAAGCUUUCUGUCUUUGUCAAGAGUGCUUCAGAGGAAGAAUUGGAACAACUGUCGCGACCAGAUACUUUCUGCGUAGAGAUGAUGAAAAUUGAGCGAUACAAAGAGAGGGUGGACUGUAUGUUAUUCCGAGCUACUUUUGCCGAAAAGCAUCAACAACUGAGUAGGAAUAUGAGCUCAGUACUGGAAGCUUCGAUUGCUCUCAAAGAUUCGAGUUCGUUCAAAGAAUUGUUACGACUUAUCCUUGUGCUCGGCAAUUUCAUGAACGGAAGUACAUUCCAGGGCGGUGCAUUUGGUAUCAAGAUUGGCAGUAUCAACAAGGCAAGUGUCACAGAUACCAAGGGUACGGAAGGCAACACGACGCUACUGCAUUUCCUUGUCGAUACUGUUGAGGAAAAAUUGCCUCGAUUGCAUAGUUUCUUGGAUGAUUUGACAGAGACUGGCCAAGCCUGCAGAGUGACCUUGCAAGAUAUGGUGAAGGAUUACAACGAAAUCCGAAGCGGUCUUCAGAAAUUGAUCCAGGAAUUGGACAACCAUUACAGCGACGAUUAUGUGGCACCCACAGGAGAUCGUUUUGCCGCUGUUAUGCGGGCAUUCCGUGACGAAGCGAUUGAUAAGUUUGAGGAACUUGAAGUCCGGUAUACCUCCAUGGAUGUGGCAUACAAAGAUGUUGUUGCGUUCUAUGGCGAGAAUCCAGAGCAAAUGAAACCGGACGAAUUCUUUGGCAUUUUCAAGACGUUCACAUCAAGCUGGGAGCGUGCCAUGAGUGACAACAAGUCAGCUCGCAAGAAGUUGGAACAAAUGGAACGGGCACGCCAGAUGGAUGAAGAACGUAAAGAGCGCAUGAAGAAACAGAAAAUGCGUGGUGUUGAUAUCAGCGAUUCUGGAGCGUCCAAUAAUGAAGAAGAUAAGCAUAUCAUGGACAAUUUACUGGACAAAUUGCGUGCCGGUGAAUUAGAAACCAAUACCAAGCGAAGGGCAGGCGGGGACCGACCGACUCGACAACAGCGUUUGCAAAAAAGUGAAUCCGUUGUCCUGCGUGCGGAAGAUUUGUUAAAGAGCAUACAAACAGAAGAUCGCAGCCCGCCUGCGAUUCGAUCCAAUAGACUACGGUCAUCAAGAACUAGCAAUAGCUCCCAUGACCGGGAAAGAGCAUCUCAUACUAUAGAGUAA